This is a messenger RNA of Dromiciops gliroides (monito del monte), 760 nucleotides long. RefSeq names its product protein PET100 homolog, mitochondrial. NCBI's taxonomy places the organism in Eukaryota, Metazoa, Chordata, Mammalia, Microbiotheria, Microbiotheriidae. Gene Ontology annotation, cellular component: mitochondrial inner membrane; mitochondrion. Gene Ontology annotation, biological process: mitochondrial respiratory chain complex IV assembly. The transcript has 4 exons. The record is from RefSeq and is a predicted model, not a curated record. The coding region runs from base 131 to 355 and encodes 74 amino acids.
CCGCCCUGGCCAAUAGACUCCAGCCUCCAGGCUCGGGUUCUAGCCAAUGAACAUACGCCUUGCUGCGGAGUCUCGUUUUGGGCGAAUGUAGCUUCAGAGGUUGGCGGAAGCAGCUGUCGGGCCGCACAGGAUGGGGGUGAAGCUUGAGGUUUUUCGGAUGAUGCUGUACCUCACCUUUCCGGUGGCCAUGUUCUGGGUCUCCAACCAGGCUGAAUAUUUUGAGGAAUACGUCAUCCAGCGCAAGCGGGAGAUCUUUCCUCCGGAGCGAGAAGACCAGCGUCGGGAGCUAGAAGACUUCAAGGAGCGAAUGAGGAAGCAGCGUGAGGAGCGGCUACUCCGGGCUACCCAGGAGUGACCUGGAAUUCUCUGGAGUUUGGGGCACUCCGUCCCUUCCACCCAAACCUGGCUGCUGCAUGGCAGAGAUAGAGGAUGGGCAGGCAGCACUCUGGCCAGGGGGUUCCUUCCGUCUCUGCCUUCCAGCGAGGAACUCUGCAGGCCACACGUCUCCUGCUCAAUCCCGGGAGAAGUUUGUGGCCUGGAGCUCUCCCCUGCCCUGCACUGACUUGGCAGUGCAUCAACACAGGCACACAUUAGCCCCCUGCCCUUGCCUUUGCCCAUUUUGGUCCCUGCCUUGCAGGGUUCUAGCUAGGAGCCAUUCAGAAUCCAGGAUCUGAGUCCAAGGAGGCUUGAGGAAGACCCUUCUAUUUUUCCAUCCCAAUUCUUUAACCCAUUGACAAUAACAACUCAGUGUGACCACUCA